AUGAGAGGAAUGUUAAAAGGUAAGACAGUGGCGAGAAACUCAAACUCUUAACCUGAAGUAUUUUUACUGUUUUGUAGCAGUAUAACAUCAUUUUUAGAUGUAAAUAUUAACUUUGUGCUAUUGAUGAGCAAACAGGAAAUAGAAAAUCUAGAGGCAGCAGAAACAGCUAGUUAGCUAGCCUUUAAUUCGCGUGUCGUGUUACUGCAGUGAAAAUGAUGUCUGGGGCGCUCAGAUAUCAAUGCGACUUAUUAAAGUAACCAACUGCGUCACAGCUUUACUGCGGUAACGUAUAAUGCAUCAAAUGAAAACUCCUUAAACCCGGACUCCAGGUAGACAGUAUCAACUCUAGAUUAUCACCCCUGAUGUGACAGUUUGGCACUAAACUGGGUAAUGGCAAUGUCCAGUUACCAAGUCGGGAAAAAGCAAAAUCGGAGGCGGAAACAAGAUGGUUACAUCUACGAAAGUUAUUUUAGCGCUCGUCUUGUCAGAAUAUAAGCAACUUCUGGACAAAUAUGCGGUCCUUCUGCAACAUCUUGUUUCCGCCUCCGAUUUUGCUUUUUUCUGACUUGGUAACCGAAACGCUGGUAACUCGGGUGUGACGUCAUUCCCAGCUCGGACAUCUGACUUACAAGGUAACUUGAACGCAGCAUUAAUAACAGCUUUUCAAUGAAACACUGAAAAAUACGUUCAAAAUAAACUACAACCAUGUACAAAAAUGCACAAAGUAAACCCAAUAUAUUACAGUCUCUGAAGAUAAAAGUACCUGAAUGCAGAUGCUGAUGCAGUUAUCCUCUCAGUCUCCUCCAGUUGCUGGUUCAAGUUUUGGUACUUCUUCGUCCAGCAGCAUCUUUCUGCUGUAUUUUUCCUGGAUUAAAAGCUGUUGCAGCAUCUUUCUCCUCCUCCUUAAACCCCCGCCGCUCUCUUCAAUUUAGGAUUAGCGUUCUUUGCUUUGGGCAAGCUGUGGUCCUCCUGGCAGAGUUGUCAUUUCACUGUGGUGUUUUUUUCCUCAUCCCUUUUGCGCAAAGUAAAAACUGUCCGUCUAACUUCAUAUAAUUAUUACGGUUCCUCCAUUUACAGAAAUUUCAUGCUUGGGUUUCAGGAUUUUGGGGAAACGGUAUUUCAAAAUACUUCAUCAAAUGAGGUCACAGUGAACAAAAAAAGGAGGAGGGGUUCUUUUCCAGAGUUUUUGUGGCUUGAGAUGCAACACAGAAAUGCAGUGAGUAUAUACAGUAUGCUUACCAUGAAUAACCCCCAGCUUCUGUGUGUGUGUGUGUGUGUGUGUGCGUGUGUGUGUGUGUGUGUGUGUGUGUUUGUUCUCAGAAUGUGGGUUGAGUUGAUUGACAGGGAGGUUGCAGCCUUACUGGCUUCUCAACAACUCCAACAUCUGUGCUGGUGGAAGGACGAACAAAGAAGAAAGCUGCUGAAUGGUACAGUGUGUAUGUGUGUGUGUGUGUGUGUGUGUGUGUGUGUGUGGGGGUGGUUUGGCACACAUGGUCACUGCAUCUGUCUUCUUCUCUUUUACACACACACACACACACAUACAUCACGUCUGUCUUCCUCUCCUGUCCCAGCAGGCCUUGCUGUGGGCCGACAGAGUGGACGCCGCCUGCUGAUCAGGUCUGUCCGUUGGGUCCUGGUGGUGAGUUGCACAUCCAGGCCCCUCUGUCAUGGCGUAGACGUCAGGAUGACGGGGUCUCCAGGGGUUCCUCUGGUGGGGCUCCACAUCUGGGCUCACUGGAGAUUAUUCAUCCUAAGUGUCUGUCACUCUUUUUAUUUAAAGGUUUUAGUUUUCAUGAGGCAGAUCUAGAUGCUGAUGCCGGGGUAGAGAAGAAAAAAAAACAUACAGACUUCAAGCAGCGACCGUAAGACUCAUCAAAAGCCAAUUCAAGACCUCGAAUUGCUCCACUUAACAUCUUGAAAAACUAAAAUGGUUGUUUGUUACCUUAAAAAAAAGGUUUUUUUUUACAUGUUGAAAACAGAAGCCAUCGUCCUCAUGAGACCGUUUCUUGAAACGUCUUCUGCUUCUGCCAACAUCAAACACUCAGCCGUUCCUUAUUCACUUUAAAGUCUCCUCCAAGGCACAAGCUAAUCGGGAUUGACCCCAGCAUCUCCCGAAAGCAGCCCAACACAACUUAGCAUAACAGUUAAUAAUACAUAGAGCCAUUACAGGGGAAAUUGUAUUCUUCCCGCCAGCCGGAGGAAUGAAUAACUCCAACUGAAGUGCAACUCAGAUCAUCUGAUUGACAUUUAACCCUGUCAUCUCGGAGCGCUGAGGGGUAAUCAAUAAAUUAGUGACACGGCAUCAGAUCUGCGUGUUUUAAUUGCUGAGCUGUGCAUUAUUUAUCCAUCAGAAUUCGACAAGCAGGGAACGGACUCCAGGCGUUGAUUACGGAGCUAAAGACUGAUCACAGUGAAUCCAUGAUCGGAUGCUCUGAAGCGUCUCCGCCGCUGCUGCUGGACGAGAACAGCUCCUCUCAGAAUGAAGAUAUGGGAAAGAUCAUGGAGUGGGCUGCUGACGUUGAACUUUUUAAUCCAAACCGAGGAGGAAAAAGUGAAUGUUCAGGAUUUUGA
Molecule: messenger RNA, 2571 nt
Organism: Xyrichtys novacula (pearly razorfish)
Lineage: Eukaryota; Metazoa; Chordata; Actinopteri; Labriformes; Labridae
Source: the annotation of a GenBank genome assembly